Molecule: messenger RNA, 1135 nt
Organism: Eucalyptus grandis
Lineage: Eukaryota; Viridiplantae; Streptophyta; Magnoliopsida; Myrtales; Myrtaceae
Exons: 1
Coding region: 46-423 (125 amino acids)
Source: RefSeq, a predicted model, not a curated record
CUCUCUCUCUCUCUCUCUAAAGCGCGCGCACAGACGGCGGCGAGCAUGAAAGCCUCGGCCUCAAGAACGCCGCCGCCGCCGCCGUCGUCUCACAGGUACUUGAAGCCGGGGGCGCUGGCGCGGCUUCGGGACUCCAGGAUCAGCUCCCGCUCUCACAAGCCGGACCCUCUCUCUCGGCCCCACACGACCCGGCCCGACCCUUCCCGGCGCGCGCGCGACCAAGCCGCCCAGCUCCAGAUCUCCGUGGCCGAUCCGGCGCCUCCGCUCCUCGGCGGCGCCGGGUGGGGCCCGCGUUGCCUCGCGAGGAAAAGGCUCGUUGCUCACAGAUCUGGGCUUUUGCAGAGCCUGGACUCCGGCGUCAGCCGCGGCGGUGGCGAUCCCUUCGUGAAUGUGACGGGCAACGACGCUCUCGUCGCUCAUUGAUUAGCUCAGUGAAUAAUCUGAUAGCAAGCCUUUUUCCCCUUUUUCCCCUUUUUUUGUGGAUUUGCUUUGGUCGAUUUGGUUAGGUUCGAUACCCUUGAUGACUUGUAUCAAAUCAUAAUAAAACUCUGCAGUCAAAUAAUGCCUGGAUCGACAUCGUUAACAAUCAAUUGCGGAGACGAGCCGUAGAUAUUGCGAAAUACUUGCCUAGAUCUUGCGAGACCAAUGCGGCAUUAAUUAAUGCAUCAUGGAUGAGUCCUAUGCAGGCUGUUUCUCUACAUGUACAGUUCUCAUGUUCUGUAUAAGUAGUGUGCUCAGUAGGUUCGAGUUGCGACGCUAGAGUUAAGUGUUACAUUGUGGUAGAGAGUUAAGAGAACAGAUACGUGCACAAUCAAGAAUCAAGACAACGCCUCUCCGGUGUUCCUCCAUUGUUUUAGCUGAUGAAAACUUCAGUUUGGCCCUUCCUUUUCUUCGGCCAGAGUGCUGAUGAGUUCUAGCGUUUGUCGUUUUACGGAAAGAGGGGAUGAAGUAAAAAGAUCAGCGGUUGAAGAUUCAGUUUACAAGAUGGAAUGCGAAGGUUUAGGUGCGAUUGCGACUGUUCUACUAAAUUUCCAGGAAAAAGAAAACUACUCGAAUUCGAAUUGGAAUGGUGAUCUUACUUUCGAGGCACCGCAAAAGUAGCUUCUCCAGACGUCUUAUGUGAAAGCGAACUGCU